GCUAUCUCAUACAUUGCACUGUCAGCCGCAAAAAAUCCUGUCUAGGGUUUUUUUCUCAUUUCGGUAAUUUGUCAACUCAGAAUUGUUAUAUUUGGAUUUUCUCAUACUAAUUUGUGUUUUUGUUACAUCAAAUUUUAUUCACCGUUUGAAGAGGCAAUGAGUAAGCUUCAGAGUGAUGCUUUGAGGGAAGCAAUCUCAGGAAUCACGGCUGAUUCCAAGGAGAAAAACCGUAAAUUUGUGGAGACUAUUGAACUCCAGAUUGGUCUUAAAAACUAUGAUCCACAAAAGGAUAAGCGUUUCAGUGGUUCUGUUAAAUUGCCUCACAUCCCUCGACCCAAGAUGAAAAUCUGCAUGCUUGGUGAUGCUCAGCAUGUUGAGGAGGCAGAGAAAAUCGGACUGGACUGGAUGGAUGUAGAAGCCUUAAAAAAGCUCAACAAAAAUAAGAAACUGGUGAAGAAACUUGCAAAGAAAUACCAUGCCUUUUUAGCUUCUGAAGCUGUCAUCAAGCAGAUUCCUCGUCUUUUGGGUCCUGGUCUCAACAAGGCAGGAAAGUUCCCUGCACUUGUUUCCCACCAAGAAUCUCUUGAGUCUAAGGUAAAUGAGACCAAGGCUAUGGUCAAAUUCCAACUUAAGAAAGUGCUCUGCAUGGGAGUAGCUGUCGGCAAUAUCAGUAUGGAUGAAAAACAAAUCUUCCAAAAUGUACAACUGAGUGUUAACUUCCUCGUCUCUUUGUUGAAAAAGAACUGGCAAAAUGUUAGGUGCUUGUAUCUGAAGAGUUCCAUGGGCAAAUCUUACCGUGUCUUUUAAAGGGUUGUUUUUAAUUAUGCGAAUUUGGUAUUGCGCCUAAUAUAUUGGAUAUUUUAACAGCUGGGACAAGAGUUCUCUUCUUUUUACAGUUUUGUUGGUUGAGAUUAUGUCGUUAGUAUCCUGUGUUUUUGACUGGUGUUUAAUUGCUUAGCAACUUUGCAUAAUGUUAGGGAUGCUAAAUUUAAUUCCCCAGUUUAUUUAUACAGCUUUUUACCCACUUC
Molecule: messenger RNA, 1028 nt
Organism: Cicer arietinum (chickpea)
Lineage: Eukaryota; Viridiplantae; Streptophyta; Magnoliopsida; Fabales; Fabaceae
Product: large ribosomal subunit protein uL1-like
Biological process (GO): translation
Cellular component (GO): large ribosomal subunit
Molecular function (GO): RNA binding; structural constituent of ribosome
Source: RefSeq, a predicted model, not a curated record